CUGACGGAAAAUACUUUAAACAGCCAAGAAGUCACAGCAGCCUGCAUCAGCUCAAAGAUGCUGCUCACUGGACCCAGGCAUGUCCACGUACUUGCAGUUCUCAUAGCAUUCUGUGGUCUUACUCAGGCCUUCCCCACCCAAACUCCAUCUACAUUCGACGAUGUGCGGCAGCUCCAGGUGACCAUCCCUCACUCAGGUCCAAUUUCCGCCCCGCUGGGCAGUUCCAUCUCCAUCCCUUGCCUGGUGUCUCUGUCCUCCACACCCACCACAUCCUCCUCUUCCUCGGCCCCUGUCACACCGCGUGUAAAGUGGACGGUUGUGUCCGACGGGGUGGAGACACAGAUUCUGGUGGCGCGGGGUCAGAGGAUAAAAGUGAAUGAGGCGUACAGAGAUCGCGCUGCCUGGCUAAACUACACAACCUCCCCUGAUGAUCUGUCUCUGUGGUUGGGAGAUUUACGCUCCAGUGACUCGGGUCACUAUCGCUGCGAGGUGCAGCAGGGCCUGGAGGACGCCAGCGACCUCGUACAACUCAAAGUCAAAGGUGUCGUGUUCCACUAUAGAGAUGCUCUGGGCCGCUACGCUUUCUCUUUCACUCAGGCCCAAAGCGCUUGUGAAGCCAUCGGGGCUCAAAUCGCCACUCCUGACCAGCUGCUGGCAGCUUAUUACGAUGGCUAUGAGCAGUGUGAUGCAGGCUGGCUGGCUGAUCAGUCUGUCAGGUACCCGAUCCAAGUCCCGCGGGAAGGUUGCUAUGGAGACAUGGAUGGCCAGCCAGGAGUGAGAAACUAUGGGACGAUGGACCCAGACGAUCUUUAUGAUGUUUACUGUUACGUGGAAGAUAUUGACGGGGAGGUUUUUCAUGACGCCAUCCCACAACAGUUGUCCUUCGCUGAAGCUCAGUCAUACUGCAGAGCAGCAGGAGCACAGCUGGCUACAACAGCACAGCUGUACUCUGCAUGGAGUGAAGGUCUGGAUCGCUGCAGUCCUGGCUGGCUAUCAGAUGGCAGUGUGCGCUACCCCAUCUUGACCCCUAGAGAGCGAUGUGGAGGACCCUUAGCAGGCGUCAAAACCUUGUACCGCUUCAGCAACCAAACCGGUUUCCCAGAGCCUUCCAGCCUUCAUGAUGUUUACUGCUUCAGAGAAAGCAGAAAUGCUCAGACUGAUCCCCCAGGGAGCUACGAGGCCAAAGAGUCAGAGGACAUUGGAGAAAAUGUUGUUAUUCUAAUGGAAACAGCUCAAGAGCUCAAAUUGAACUCUCAUCCUGAACAGGUGGAACUCAAAGCAGAGAGGGUGCUGGAAUCUUCUCCCUUUUUCUCCACCUCGUUCACAGAGGAAAACAUUAUCGAUACACACCUGACAGAAAUAUCAGACACGACAGAGUCUCCCUUAAACACAACGCCUACAACAGACCUCCUUCAGAGAUUUAAUGAAACUUUGUCUCCUACAGAAAUGAGCUAUGACUCCCAGCAUCCUACAGCACCAAUGAACAUUACUAUCAACAUAACAGAAACCUAUGAUUCUGCACAAAACACAUCAUUACCACCCAGUGUUCACAACCAAACUUACUCUCACAACAACUUGACCUUUACCUUCAACCAGUCUGAGUCAGAGAACAUCACAGGGUUUCCUGAAUUAUCAUACAAACAAAACCAGACAGUCUCAGACACAACUACUGAAGAGAGCACAGAGCCAUCUGAGAGACAACUAGAUUCCCAAGAAACAAAUGAGACCUAUUCAAGUAUUGACAUAUUACCCACCAAUUACAAUGACACAGACAGCAAUCACACUGAAGAUGAGAGUCCCUGGGAGGUGACUCUCAUGACCCUCGAGCCCAUGGUUCAGGUUGAGCUGGAGGAGGCAGCAGUGAAAGAUCCUGAUCAUUUGUCUGUCUCAACUCAGGCCUUAAGAGGAGAGGAAGAACUUGCAACACAACCGGCCUCAACAACACAAUCAUCCAUGCUAGACCUGACCUCACUGUGGGUGAAUCUGGAUGGGUCUGGGGAUAUUUCUGAAGAGAAAGACAUUGAUGUCGAAGCCAUCAGCUUAAGUCCCACAUCAGAGUUGUCUACUUCUAGCUCCACAACUAAUUUGACAACUUCUGUAUCCGCUAGAGGCGCUCCUUCAGAGCCUCAGACAACACUUGUGGACCCAACGGUCUCACCUUGGUCACAUCAUCCAGCGCAAACAGGCUUGGAUGUCCUCUCCACCGUGUCACAGUUCUGGGAGUUCUCAACUUCUAGGCAGGAGGGAAGCACAAGCUUAGAAAUUGAAGACACAGCCACUAUGGAGAGUGUAGAAAAAAUGGUGCAUCCAACAAAGUCUGAAGAUGGCAUCCUUUCUGGAGUAAAUCUAACUACAACUGAGACCUCAGAGAUCUCCAACUCCUCUCAGUUGCCUACUGAGCAUACCACAGUGUGGUAUCAAACAUCAGCUAACAGGGUUCAUUUGGAUAUGACUGACACCUAUGAAGAGGCAAGUGGAAAUGAACCUGGAACAAUUACUUCAAUCCUUGUUGAAGACAUAAAAAUUGCCCCAGCAAAAGAAGAGGGUGUUACAGUGAGUCCAACUUUUGAAGAAGAGCAAGCCAAGGUUUCUCCAACUCUUGAAGGGAAAGCCUUUGUUCCUCUGGAUAAAGAAGGUAAUGUUACCCCAGCUGCUGAGCAAGCUGAUAUCACCACAACACUUGAAAAUGAAACUAGCAUUGCUUCAACCUUUGCCCCAGUCCUUAAAGAGAACGAUAAACUCUCUCCAACAUUUUCCCCAGAAGAACAAGAAGCUAGCAGUGCCCCAACGCUUGAAGAAAAAGACAGCAUUGCCACAAACAUUGAAGAAGAAGGUAAUGUUCCCCCAGCUCUUGAAGAGGAAGCCAAUGUUACCCAAAGUCCUGAGGAUACUUACUUCACCAGAACAACUGAAGGAGAAACUCACAUCACCCAAACUCCUGAAGAUGAAAAUACCUUUGCCUCAACAGAUGAAGGAACAGACAUUACACCAACCCUUGCUUUCGGAGAAGAAGCUAACAUUGGCAUAAACUUUGAAGAGGAAGCUUCUGUUGUCCCAACACCUCAAGAAGAAGCUAGCAUUGCCCCAACCUUUGAAGAAGACUUUACUGUUUUUCCUUUUGAUUCACAAACAUUGAACUGGGCUUUGCUGACAACCACAACUGGACCCCAAGAGUCCAUGAAAGAUCUAGAGUACAGCAGUAAAACCUUCACAACAUCUCCAGAUUCUUCCACAACUACAAAACCUACUCCUGCUUCCAUGAAGACAUCAACCACCGCCAUUAAGACCACCACACACUGGUCCAGACGUUCCUGGAGCUCAACCACCUCAAGGCCGAGUCUUUUCCACAAGACGUCGGAGCCCCCGAUGGAGACAACCUUCAUGCCACCGGUGGAUCAAGGUCUGGUGGAUGUUGAGUUUAGUCUCACCCAGCCGCCCACCCUGCUUAUAUUGCCCAAUGAGAGGGCAGCUGUAGGCGGCACAGGGAAAGUUUCAGAUGUUUGUGUGGGAGACCCCUGCCGUAAUGGAGGAACCUGCACUGAGACUGGUGGGCAGAUUAAAUGUCUCUGUUUGCCAACAUAUGAAGGAGAUUUCUGUCAGACUGAUAUGGAGCAGUGUGAGCCAGGUUGGGAUAAGUUCCAUGGUUUCUGUUACCGACACUUCAGCCAGCGCCUGAGCUGGGAGGUGGCGGAGCAGCACUGUCGUAUGCAAGGAGCUCACCUGGUGUCCAUCAUGACCCCUGAGGAACAGAGUUACAUUAACAGCAACUAUAAAGAAUACCAGUGGACUGGUUUGAAUGACAAAACCAUUGAGGAUGAUUUCCGCUGGUCUGAUGGGAACCCACUGCUGUAUGAGAACUGGUACAGAGGUCAGCCAGACAGUUAUUUCCUAUCAGGCGAAGACUGUGUGGUGAUGGUGUGGCAUGAUGAUGGACGCUGGAGUGACGUACCGUGCAACUAUCACCUAGCAUACACCUGCAAGAAAGGCACCUCGUCCUGUGGACCACCACCAAAGGUUCGAAAUGCCUCCAUAUUUGGAAAAGUUCGACAGAGAUAUGAAACCAGCGCAGUCGUGAGAUAUCACUGCGCUGAGGGCUUCCAGCAAAGAUUUAAUCCUGUGAUAAGGUGUCUGUCUGAAGGCAGGUGGGAGCGGCCCCAAAUCCUCUGCAUCCCUGUGGCCAGAGAUCAAACCCAGCACCCUGAGGCGACGUUUGAGCCCAGCAGUGACUUUGCUGCUGCUGAAGACCAGCAUGAAGCAGUUAAAGAGGCACCGCAGUACUGGGACAUCAGGUUCUAA
Cheilinus undulatus (humphead wrasse) is the source of this 4296-nucleotide messenger RNA. Its product is annotated as brevican core protein-like. Gene Ontology annotation, molecular function: hyaluronic acid binding. Lineage: Eukaryota; Metazoa; Chordata; Actinopteri; Labriformes; Labridae. The transcript has 14 exons. Bases 58 to 4296 code for a protein of 1412 amino acids. The record is from RefSeq and is a predicted model, not a curated record. Gene Ontology annotation, biological process: cell adhesion.